GGGAUAGGGAUGCGGGGGAGGGGAUGCCGGGGAACCUUUUCCCGCGUGCGCGGUCCCGCGUCCCGCCACCGGAAGUCGCUCAUAAACCAUAGAGAGGAAGACCUGGCUAGAGAGGCAAGAUCCGGGCCGACCAACAGGACCGUCGCCUAGAGCGUCUAUACCCUUGGUCGGCUAAAGCGAGGGUCUUGCCGUGGAGUCCCACGCGUCUGAAUUUUUGACUGGAAAACGGGAAGGCUCUUUAGAAAGUUGCAGGCCUACUCUUCAAAGACUAGUUUCCGAAGGGAAAUUAUGCGGUCUUAUUAGGCUUUCAGGUUUGUAGGUUUGUUGGAAUCAUGCAUGUCCCUCCCUCCUGCGAAGUAAUCCGGGAAGGAGUCUGUUGAACAAGGAUAUCACAGAGCUGUGGCCAGAAAUGACGCCCCCACUAGCUGCAAAGGGAAUGCGGAUGUCGGUGAUGGUGCUUACUUCCCAGCUGUACCCUGGCAAGUAGAUCAGAUCCUUUCUGAAAUGAGUUCGCCUUCCACCUCCAACACCAUCCCAUCCAUAUCCCUAAUUUGUGGGUUCUCGGGAAGAGCCUAGCCGAUGGCUGCAUUAAGUUCAAGUGGUGGUGUCAGAUUUACCUUUGAGCUAGAACUUACUUGAAAUCACAUCAGCCUGAGUUGGCAGAAGCCUGGAUGGCCUCACAUAGCACCAGAGUGCAUCUUGCAAAAUCUGAAGCCAGGUCUGAGAGAGAUGCUUGACUUUAUCUCGCCCUUCCUCAUUUUACAGACGAGAAAAAUGAGACCACAAAAGAUUUGUCCAGGGUGUCAGUACAUCGGCAUCAAAGCUCGAACCUAGAGCUCAGACUCUUUAACAUCAGCCUUUUAUCAUAAUCAUGAGUGUCCAGGGUUUAGAGUGAUUGCUAGAAUACCUUUUAUCAUAAUCAUGAGUGUCCAGGGUUUAGAGUGAUUGCUAGAAUAUGUCCUACAUAAUAAAGACAAUAUAAACCCACCGUUCUCCCUGGAAAUCAGUGCACUGACUUGCUAACUCAGUCCUGGGAUAUGAUGUAGAUAAAAAUGCGUUUUGCCAUUCAGUACUUGUGGCUUUAACAACUGCUAUUGCUAGCACUAUUUAGCUAAGUCAAACUGGGCUUAAGACAUGUAAUGUAAUGAAAACCUAUUUGUUGAUGCAACCCAUUUCUAGGAUCUGACAAAACUGUUGAAGAUGGUUAAAAUAGCCCAACAUUUUAGGAGCACAUACCUUAAUAAAAGGUUUGAAUAACUUCAGGUUUUAAAAAAGAGAGUUCAGUAAUUCCUAUACAACUGAAAGAGUUUCGACCACUGUUGCCAACUAGAGUUAGAAAUAAGAGACUUUCCACUUUGCAGUACUACAAACCUGUAAUCGUAACACUUAAGAGACUGAGGCAAGAGGAUUGUGGAUUUGAAUCAUAGCAACAUAACAAGUUUGAGACCAGCUAGACAACAUAAUAAAAUUCUGGAGGGCAGAGAGGAGGAGAUGAUAAGAAAUGCGUGACUCUUCCUCCCAGGGGACACAGAACUGUCAAGAACCCUUUCUCCCUAUCUGUGCUAUUAGAUAGAAAUCGACAGACACUCAAAGUGGCUCAGGCAGAUGAGCUAACUCAAGAAUGGGCAGUUACCAGGGGCUUUGGAGAAUACGAAGCAGCUGGUGAGCUGGCAUAGAGAUGCAGUGUAAGAGAACAGAAUAGAAACAGUAGACAGAGUGCAGAUGAAACAUAAGUCCCAGAGGGCCCUAGCCAGCUGCAUCUCAGGCAGUCUGGAGCCCAGGAUGGGAGACCCCACCCCUGCUGUGACAUCACAGGGGAGUGGAGUGAAGACGAAUAAAAAGGUGGUCCGCCGCCCUGGCCCUGGACUGUUGGCUUCCAGAGUGUCAAGAGAAGAGACUAGGCACUGAGCUACAGUUGCCUGGCUUACAGGGACUGGCUCUUCUCCUCAAGCCCCACUAAGCAGCCCACUCCAGCUCUUGAUCUUUGUCUCCCAGUCCUGAGGUCUUUCCUCUCCUGGGGCUGCAUCCACAGCCCUUCUCAGUGGCUGUGGGCACUUUCUCAGUAUGAACUGUAUAUCAGACUUCUUCACCUACGAGACUACCAAGUCGGUGGUUGUGAAAAGCUGGACCAUUGGGAUCAUCAACCGAGCCGUCCAGCUGCUGAUCAUCUCCUACUUUGUGGGGUGGGUUUUCUUGCACGAGAAGGCCUACCAAGUGCGGGACACCGCCAUUGAGUCCUCAGUAGUAACAAAGGUGAAAGGCUUUGGACGCUAUGCCAACAGAGUCAUGGACGUGUCGGAUUAUGUGACCCCACCCCAGGGCACCUCUGUUUUUGUCAUCAUCACCAAAAUGAUCGUUACUGAAAAUCAAAUGCAAGGAUUCUGUCCAGAGAAUGAGGAGAAGUACCGCUGUGUGUCUGACAGCCAGUGUGGGCCUGAGCGCUUCCCGGGUGGGGGGAUCCUCACCGGCCGGUGUGUGAACUACAGCUCUGUCCUCCGGACCUGUGAGAUCCAGGGCUGGUGCCCCACCGAGGUGGACACUGUGGAGAUGCCUAUCAUGAUGGAAGCUGAGAACUUCACCAUCUUCAUCAAGAACAGCAUCCGUUUCCCUCUGUUCAACUUUGAGAAGGGAAACCUCCUGCCUAACCUCACUGACAAGGACAUAAAGAAGUGCCGCUUCCACCCUGAAAAGUCCCCAUUUUGCCCCAUCUUGAGGGUAGGGGAUGUGGUUAAGUUUGCUGGACAGGAUUUUGCCAAGCUGGCCCGCACGGGUGGAGUUCUGGGCAUUAAGAUUGGUUGGGUGUGUGAUCUGGAUAAGGCCUGGGACCAGUGCAUCCCCAAAUAUUCCUUCACUCGGCUGGAUGGAGUUUCUGAGAAAAGCAGUGUUUCCCCUGGCUACAACUUCAGGUUUGCCAAAUACUACAAGAUGGAGAAUGGCAGUGAGUACCGCACGCUCCUGAAGGCUUUUGGCAUCCGCUUUGAUGUGCUGGUAUAUGGGAACGCCGGCAAGUUCAACAUCAUCCCCACCAUCAUCAGCUCGGUGGCCGCCUUCACUUCGGUGGGAGUGGGGACUGUUCUCUGUGACAUCAUCCUGCUCAAUUUCCUCAAAGGGGCUGAUCACUACAAAGCCAGGAAGUUUGAGGAGGUGACUGAGACAACACUGAAGGGUACUGCCUCAACCAACCCAGUGUUCUCCAGCGACCAGGCCACGGUGGAGAAGCAGUCCACAGACUCAGGAGCCUAUUCUAUUGGUCACUAGGGCUUCUUCCCAGGGUCCCAUGCUCACCCUUGGGCUGCAGAACCAUGAACAGGCCACUCUAUCUAAGCAGACAGAGGUGGGAGGGGAGAGAAGUGGGGUUCUUAUUUCUGACGUUCACCCCAAAGACCACAUCCAGGUAUCUAGGCCCUCACUGUUCAGCAGACAGGCAAUGCUUCCCCCUAAGACCUGAAUUUUGCCUUUACCCCUUGCAUGCCUCCCAUCUGCUUCCCUGGGUGCCAGGGCACAGCAUCCAUCCCUUUCUAAAGGAUAGAGAAAAUGGUAGCUAAGGUUACACCCAUAGGACCUACCACAUACCAGGCAUUUCCAUAUACAUUAUCUCUUUGUACCCUUAAAAUAGUCCUAUAGGGUAGAUUUCUGGGGGGGGGGGUGUUGUUUUCAUUUUUUUGUUUGUUUGAUUGUUGUUUUAAGAGAAGCAAAGGCCCAGGGAGACUGAGUCAUUUGCCCAGGCCAUGUAGCUAGGAAGUGAGAUUUACACCCAGGUCUAACCCUUUUGCCCACAUCCAUGAUGGAAGAAUGAACUCUGUAGGUGUCUACUUUUCUGUGUCAGUUGCCUUUCCCUGCCUUCCCAUGAUGCCCAACAGAGAGCUUUCUCAGGAAUGCAGGCCCUACUUUAGGGGAGCCCAGAGAAAUGCAGUAUAAACUCUUAUUUCUGAUGUGGCCAAGUCCAGCUUCAGAAGGAAAUAGGAGGUGUGGCUGUCAGUGGAUUUUUCCUUGCCUUAUCCCCUAUCUCAAGCUGAGGAAUAGACCUUUAUUCUCCCAUGAGGUCCUCACAUAUCCACACAUGUGGACCCUCGCUCCAGAAUCUAGACAGAAGACACACCUGUACAUGACCUACAAGAGGCAAUUUCUAAGCCUAGCACCAAGCCUCAGGACAUCAGCUGUCCUAGUGUACUGCAUUGUUGGAAAAACCACAUUUAGGGGCUGGGGAUGUAGUUGAGUAGGUAGAGUGUGUAUCUAGCAUGUUAUCCCUAGGGCCAACCUGCAGCACUUCAUAAACCAGGCAUGGUGGUACACACAUGUGAUCCCAGCACUCAGGAGGUAGACAUGGAGGAUCAAAAGUUCAAGUUCAUCCUUGACAACACGAGUUUGAACUCAGCCUGGGACCCAUGAAACUGUUUCAAAAAAAGAAGUGGGGUGGCCCAGUAGGAUUCAAUACCCUGUGAGCAUUCAGCCAGGUCAGCCAGGUCAGCUGGGCCUGUGUUCACAGGAUCCUAACAGGUGAUCAAUGAGAGCUAAAGGAACCCCUGAAACCAUCAUGUCCAGCCCUCUUGCUUACUGAUCAUUAACCCUGAGGCAGAAAGUGAAAAUGGUUUGCCUUGUGCCAUUGUGAGGGGCCAAGAGAGGACACAGGUGUCCUGUGCAUCAUGAGCAGAAGACAAGUCCACAUUGCCUUCCAUUGCCCAGAUGUCAAGGAAGCUCUAACUUGUAGAGGGCAAAGCCCAAGGACAGAUCAAGGGUUAGGGAAGAAGCUGCUUGAGAGGCUCUUUCAGUUUGGCUUGUUUAUUUGGUUGGUUGGUUGGUUGGCUGGCUGGCUGGCUGGCUGGUUGGUUGGUUGGUUGGUUUUGAUGAAAAGACUUUCCUAUGUAUUUCUGGCUGGCCUCAAUUUGUAAAUUGAUCUCCUCCCUCAACUCAACUCUUCUCCAGUAUUGGGAUUUACAGGCAAGUGCCAUCUUACAGCUGGGGGCAUCUCUUUUAAAAGAAUAUAUAAUUAGGUGUCAGAAAACUUCAUGCAAAUGAGUGGGCCUGAGGUAUAAGUUAAUUAGUAACAGGGCCAGUCUGCCUCUUAAACAUGGUUACAAUGCUGAGAGCUUAGCAGAGAUGAGCAUGCCUGUAGACAGAGGGCUGGUCCCUCACUGGAAGGUGCAGAGAGAUGCAGGGAGAGAUAGUCUAGGAGGACCACAGGAGUGCUCACACAGACCCAACCCCAACGAUCGUCACCCACUAACUUCAUCAAUCCUUCCUCCCCUCUGCUUGCUCACAGCCCCAUCAUUAUGUGUGAUGGUGUACUGUCUCCCUAGUACCAGAGUCAAGUCCUGGGUAUUAUCCAGAAACCUAGCCAGGCUUCAUCUGUCCAGCAGAGACAUCAGCAAAGGAAAGAGCACGGCUCCCUUAGGCUGAGGCUGAGUUCAUCAAGAUGCUCCCUAGAAGAAGAUGGAGACACUGUGUCCUACAAGAAUGCUGUACCCCAGGCUAGGGUAAUUCUCCUCCAGGUGCCUGAGCCUCUUCUGGGCCUUCAAUAAGUGUGUAAACUCCCUGCUGUACUCCCUUUGUCUAAACCAAGUCCACUUCUAUGUGCUAGAUGUCAAUUAAUAGUAGAAAUUACAACAGCCAGCUUGAAU
Molecule: messenger RNA, 5618 nt
Organism: Mastomys coucha (southern multimammate mouse)
Lineage: Eukaryota; Metazoa; Chordata; Mammalia; Rodentia; Muridae
Gene: P2rx3
Product: purinergic receptor P2X 3
Exons: 12
Coding region: 2065-3258 (397 amino acids)
Biological process (GO): monoatomic cation transmembrane transport; response to ATP
Cellular component (GO): plasma membrane; nuclear inner membrane
Molecular function (GO): extracellularly ATP-gated monoatomic cation channel activity; purinergic nucleotide receptor activity; ATP binding
Source: RefSeq, a predicted model, not a curated record